Messenger RNA from Vollenhovia emeryi, 3683 nucleotides. RefSeq lists its product as uncharacterized. Gene Ontology annotation, biological process: SCF-dependent proteasomal ubiquitin-dependent protein catabolic process. Bases 1255 to 3045 code for a protein of 596 amino acids. The transcript has 3 exons. Gene Ontology annotation, cellular component: SCF ubiquitin ligase complex. The record is from RefSeq and is a predicted model, not a curated record. Lineage: Eukaryota; Metazoa; Arthropoda; Insecta; Hymenoptera; Formicidae.
UACACUAUCUUAUUCUACUAAUUAAUAUGAACAACUUUUGUCUGAAAUAUUUUUUAUUUGCCUAUGACUACCGUACAUCAUAUAUCCGCAAGGAUUAAAUUUUUAUACUCUUUUCCGUACUUAAUGUUGUGAUUAAUGUGUGCCUAUAAGACACAUUGCUGAAUAAAUUAUUAAUAUGGCUGAUUAUAUAUUAACAAGGUACAGAUGACGUUAUUUCAUUACUAAAAUGUCUACUAGUGGUAAAGUUAAAAAUUAUUUAGAUUAGCUGCAACAUUUGCAUUAUAUUUUAAGUUUAUCAUACAAUGAUAUCUUUUGGUCUCAUUUAUGUUAUGCGCGUUGCACUAAUAAUAAAUUUUGCUUUCAUAAAGAUUGUUCGAAGUCAUAGUUAUUCAAAAAAGAUUAUUGCUUGUGUACAUUAUUUUUUCUUUGAGUAAAUAAAAUGUUAUUAUUUUUCAUUGAUAAAAUCCUUUUAGCAAUUAUAGGCAAAAAGAACAAACACGAGUUUGUGGAUGAUAUAAAUAACAAUAAUGACAACUAUAAUUUUAAUGUGUAUGAUAGCUGUAUAAUAAUCAUAAUAAUAAUUUUGUAACAAAAUGCAUAAUAUUGCAAUGAUAUUAUCCUUUAUUUAAGAAAAACAGAAUGAAAAAUAGUCCAAAUUUUUUCAGAAAAGAUCAGACCUACUUACAAUCCAUUGCACGAUAAGACCGCAAAAGAUUAAGUAAUAGGUCAACUAAUAAUAUCAUUAUACAUAUUUGUCUAUUACUGAGGUACAAGAGAAUCGGAAAUUCCAUCUGUACAUAGUACAAAUAUCAAAAAUCAUAUAAUAUUAGAUUAUCAUAUCAGAACCGUAUUUGAAUAAUUGCUACGCAAAAGUAACACUACGGCCCAUGUCAAAUCUUUAAGGAAUUAAUCCAAGAACUUUUGUAUCAUACAAUACAAAAUAAUUCUUUAAUUUCUUAAUAACUAUUACAUUUUUAUCAUAUUUCUUAAAUUAAAAUUGAAAUACUCUUGUUUAAGUUCCAUUGAUUUUAAUCACUCAACAUAAUUGUGAACGAAAUUAGGAUGUGUAUAUCUCACUGCGUAAGAGAGUUAAAUUAUUUUCAAUUAAAAUUCUAAUAUAAAGUACAUUGUACGUUAAGUAUGGUGGAAAUGGUAAAUAUACCAAAAAUCCAGUAACGCUUGAGAAAAGCCAAGAAUGUAAGAAAAAUGCAAAAUUUGUUAAAAAAAGGAUAAUCAAAUAUAAGAGACAUUAUUAUGAAAUAUAUAAUUGAUUAUAGGUUUUCGUCAGCGAACAAGAUGUCUGGCCACCGUCAGCCUAAUUCCUUAAAAGGUCUUAGUUUGGGACGCGUGUGCCAUCAACUCGGCGGGAUGUGCCAACACUUGCAUGUGCUCUCACAACAAUCUUCCACGGCGCAAGUACUGGCCUUUGCAAAAUGGACGAUCAGACCGUACUAUAUAAAUGGACUGCCGAUUCAUUUGCGCUCCCAGGUUAUCGAGGAAACUUUGAGGAUACUGAACAACUCAUCGGUUGUCGGUUUGACACUCAUUUCCGCACCUGCAGCGAUAUAUGUAUUAGCGCUUCUUUUGAAUAAUGAUAUAAAACAGUUGAAAAUUAAACUCUGUUGCUAUUAUGGAUGUAGCCACCAAACGUCUCUCUUAAAGUUACUCGCUUCAGAAGGAAUUGGACUUGAAUCGUUGGAUCUGACCCGUUCCACCUUAUUAAACUUAGAUUGCGAAUUAUUUCGUUCGGCACUAUUAAAUAUGAAGAAUUUAUCGAAUCUAACACUUCGAAAUAUAGCCAGUGAUGCCGUGCUCGGAGUCAUAGGUAGUAGCUGUCCGAGACUCGUAAUUCUAGACAUAGCUUGCUCUAAACAAGUAACAAACGCCGGAUUGAAGCAGUUACUUUUUCAAACGGAAUUACGAAACAAAGUACACUCCAUUUCAUCUAAAAAACAAACUAGUUGGUCGCGACUCAAGAGAUUUUUUUCUAUGUGGGAAAUAAAACGCUCUAGAUCGAAAAAAAAGUUUUGCUUGAAAAAGGUAUUUCCAUUUAUUAUGGAAUAUAAAAGAAAUCUAUUAUGUGACACACUAAGAGUACUGAAUGUCGCUGAUACCGCUGUUACUAGUUUGGGCGUGUUAUUCGCUCUAAUACAAAUCCCGCAACUCGAAUCUUUGGCGGGAUAUAGCUACAUGGAACAUGUGGCAGAAAUAACGCAUCAACUCAUUGAUUUGAAAGUUCCGUUCAAUUUAACUGAGGCAAGGAGUUAUAAAACGACGCCCUUACAUAUGAAACUUUUAGCACAAAUAUGUCCAAAAGUUAAAAAAAUACAUAUUUAUGAACCGUACCAUUCCGUACAUUUUCCUGACGCACUAUGCCAUUUCCCUUACAUUACCUCAUUAAAUAUACAUAAUGUACUGCCGGAGAAAGAAUGGUUACACAGUUUUUAUAAUUACUUUCGAACAAAUGGCCAAAGCUUGAGUGAACUUAAUAUUCAAAUGAUGGAAAGUCAGGAUCCUCUGCAGGUGGAUUUAAAGGAAAUUUUGAGCAAUUGUCCUAAUCUGCAAAUACUCAUUCAGAAUGGAUCAAAUAUAGUUUGGACAAAAGGACAUGAUCCUCCACCUUUUAAAUAUCUAAAGAAAAUUAAACUCGGACAUACAGUCAAGGCAUUGGUGAUUACAAAAAUACUUUUGUUGGCUCCUGCGUUAAUGACAUUGCAUAUCCACAGUUGUCUCGAUUUGACGAACGAGCAUCUAGAACAGUUACUAAAACCAUCUACCAAAUAUAGAAGUCAUCAAGGACUAGAUAAAUGCAACAACAAUUUACAAAAUUUAAGAUGCUUUUAUAUUUCUGAGGCAAGUAAAGUAUCAGGAACCAUUGUGCUAAAUAUGCUCCACAGAUACAAACAGUUAAAGUGGUUUGGUAACUUGGCAAAUUGGAACUUGAACAGUGAGGAUGUCGAAAUGUUACAAACAACUAUAAAUCAUGAAAACAUGAAUGUAGAUUUAUGCUGCGAUUCGCAUUGGUACUGGAGCAAUUGCGUUUAAUAGUAUAUGUACUUCGUGAAAUAAUACUUUGUCCUACAAACCCAUAGAACUUAUAGACAUGGAAGGGGAAUAGCAUAUACUUUUCGAAAGCUGAAACUGUAUCGUCCAACAUCUGUGUGACAAUACAAAUACAAUCUCGCUUUAGUCACUCUUGCGCAGUUCGAGGAAAAGUUAUAGAACGAGACAGAAUGAUAGUUUCUUCGGUUUCUUCUGGCUCACUUCUUGAACACACUCUGUGUCGGUCCUUUUCCCCUUCCAUGUCUAUAAGUUCUAUGUACAAACCAUGAUAUUAUCAACCAAUCUGAUAAGACUCUGAUAAAUUAAAACUGUAUCAAUAUUAAAGAUUUACAUGAGAUUUUACAUUUUUUAUACAAUGUUAAGCAGAAUUGAAUGCAUGCUCUUUUUAAUAUUUAUCAGAGCCGUAAUAUAAUUUAUAAUAUGUUUAAUAAAAAUUAAAAAACGCUCCUCUUUUUCGUUUGAUUAUUGUUCCCAUAACAGUUAUAACAGUUAUAACAUUAUAACAGUUAAUUUAAAUAUCUAUAAUUCCAUAUAGAGAAAUGUGUAAAAAAACGUAGACUCGAAAUUUAAUUGCUUGGUCUUAUGUUUAUAAAUCGCGAUAGUAUAUGAUCUUAUAUAUC